This is a messenger RNA of Engraulis encrasicolus (European anchovy), 1927 nucleotides long. It is a transcript of the gene umps, whose product is annotated as uridine monophosphate synthetase. The transcript is spliced from 6 exons. NCBI's taxonomy places the organism in Eukaryota, Metazoa, Chordata, Actinopteri, Clupeiformes, Engraulidae. The coding region runs from base 65 to 1519 and encodes 484 amino acids. Gene Ontology annotation, molecular function: orotidine-5'-phosphate decarboxylase activity; orotate phosphoribosyltransferase activity. Gene Ontology annotation, biological process: 'de novo' pyrimidine nucleobase biosynthetic process; 'de novo' UMP biosynthetic process. The record is from RefSeq and is a predicted model, not a curated record.
GUUGUAUGAUUCAAGAAGAAGACUUCCGCGGCAUCGUAGGCAGUCUGCACUGGGGUUACUUAAAAUGGAUAAUGGUAAUACAAGUCUCGAGAGUUUAAUUUUAAAGUUGCACGAUGUUCACGCCGUUAAAUUCGGGACUUUCAAGCUGAGGAGUGGAAUCUCUUCGCCCAUUUACUUUGAUCUCAGGGUCAUUGUUUCCUACCCAUCUCUCAUGAAUGAGGUGUCCAGUCUGUUAUUCCAGCGUGCUAAAGAAGCGGGGGUGAAGUUUGACAAUGUGUGUGGUGUACCAUACACUGCUCUGCCUUUGGCCACUCUCAUCUGCGCGCAGAAUGAUUUGCCAAUGCUCAUUCGUAGGAAGGAGGCAAAGGAUUAUGGAACAGGACGUAUGAUCGAGGGGACCAUUCGCCCCGGGCAGACCUGUCUCAUCGUGGAAGACGUGGUAACCAGCGGCAGCAGUGUGUUCGAGACGGCCCAGGUGCUUGAGAAGGAGGGCCUGAAAGUCACGGACGCGGUGGUGCUGAUGGACCGCGAGCAGGGAGGUGACGCGAGGCUCGCCAAGGACGGCAUCGCGCUCCACUCCGUCGUGUCCAUCUCCAAACUCCUCAGCGUGCUACUGGAGGCUGGUCGCAUCGACGCCGAAGUCGCCCAGAGCGUCAGGCGGUUCAUCGAGGAGAACAGCACCUUCAAGCCCAGCACAGAAGAGAAGAACGGCUCACCCGCGGCCAAGAAGGCAUGCACAAGCCUCAGCUACGAGGCCAGGGCCCAGCUCCCCGGCGUCCACCCCGUGGCCUCCCAGCUGCUGAAGCUCAUAGAGAGCAAGCAGAGCAACCUGUGCGUAUCGGCAGACGUGACGGACUGCGAGGAGCUGCUGCAGGUGGCGGAGACCCUGGGCCCGCUCAUCUGCGUCCUGAAGACCCACGUGGACAUCCUGCACAACUUCACUCCGGACAUCACCAGGAGGCUGAAGGAGCUGGCUGACAAGCACCACUUCCUCAUCUUUGAGGACCGCAAGUUUGCAGACAUUGGAAAUACAGUGAAGCACCAGUAUGAGGGUGGAAUUUAUCAAAUUGCGUCCUGGUCCCACAUCAUCAAUGCCCAUGCAGUGCCGGGCUCAGGGGUGGUCAAAGGACUUCAGGCGGUGGGGAAACCACUGGACCGUGGUUGCCUUCUCAUUGCCGAAAUGAGCUCCCAGGGUUCUCUGGCAACAGGGCCCUACACUCAAGCUGCCGUGAAGAUGGCGGAUGAGCACUCUGACUUCGUAUUCGGCUUCAUCUGUGGCUCUAAGAUCAGCAGCAAGCCGGAGUUCAUCCACAUGACCCCUGGUGUCAACAUGCAGUCAGAAGGCGAUUCCCUUGGCCAACAGUACACCAGCCCUCAGGAAGUGAUCUGCAAAAAGGGCUCUGACGUCAUCAUUGUGGGACGAGGUAUCUUGGCUGCUCCCGACAGGGUGAAGGCUGCUGAGGCGUAUAAAGAAGCAGGAUGGAAGGCCUACCUUAACAGACUGGCGUUAACAAACUGAAACUGACUGCCGUUAGAAAACAAACAAAUCGUGUAUCCAAAUGGUACAUUCCUGAGACACAGCAGGAAGUGCCAGAUGCUGGGAUAAUCCUUUGAAUAUCGGUUUAUAUGCUGCCUUGAAUAUGUGAAAAAUCACCUCAACAUCUUAACCCAAUGACAUUGCAAUUUCAUUUCAUUAACUGCAACUUUUCUCAGGUUGUUUUCUGUUAGUAUUAUGGUCUUUCAUUCCCUCCAACUUACUCACUUUGCAUUUACUUUGCCUUUGCGGGAACAUGGACACGUGCUGGCACUCCCUCCAUUUUUUUGUGGUUUGUAUUGCACUUAAUACUAAUGCACACAAUGCAGUGUUACAGCAACUCCUCCAAUAAAGGUUUUCUUUUUCUAAGAAAAAAAAAUGUUAAGUGUAUUU